Molecule: messenger RNA, 387 nt
Organism: Linum tenue
Lineage: Eukaryota; Viridiplantae; Streptophyta; Magnoliopsida; Malpighiales; Linaceae
Source: the annotation of a GenBank genome assembly
AUGUCUGCGGGAUCGGCCGCGGCGGACGGGUUCUUCCGCAACUGGGUCUUCGAAGGCUCGCUGUCGGGCGUCGACCACGGGAUCGAGCGCCGGCCGUACCACCGCAACUGCAGGUGCGCGCUCCACGACAAGUCCCGCGACGGCGGCGCUGGCGGCGGAGGCGGAGGCUGCGGGAACUGCAAGAACACCGUCUCGUAUAAGAUCCGCCGGUCCUGGAGCGAGGGGUCUCUGGCCCUCGCCGGCGCCGGAGCCUCCCCUUCGUGUUCGUCGAAUUCGUCCCCUCACGCGGGUGGAUCGGGGUACGGCCCUCCGCCGCCGUCGCCGUCGUUGCAGUCGCUCGCGCGGAGUUUGAGCAGGGAUGAUCUGGCUUCCGCCGGGAACAGUUGA